Messenger RNA from Desarmillaria tabescens, 501 nucleotides. RefSeq lists its product as uncharacterized. Bases 1 to 501 code for a protein of 166 amino acids. The record is from RefSeq and is a predicted model, not a curated record. NCBI's taxonomy places the organism in Eukaryota, Fungi, Basidiomycota, Agaricomycetes, Agaricales, Physalacriaceae. The transcript has a single exon.
AUGAAUGACGGCAGGACAAAGACGAUGCUUGUCCGACGAGAGAACCUGACAACGAUGACACUACAGCGGGGUAGGGAGCUGUCAGGAUCGCACUUAUCACCAGCGACGGCGUUCAACAUCCCGUCAAGGGCGCCUCUCGUUGUCCCUGUCUAUGGCGACGAGCAGCAGCUGACCAUGACGGACCAUGUUCGCUGCCAUUGUGCACCUAGUCCCGACGUGUCAUAUACCGGAUCAGUACACGAAUACAUCGCGCCGUCCCCGCUGCCUGCCCUUGGUAAACCAUGCCAUCGUCACUCCCCGCUGCCGUCUCAAACAGAGAACGAUGCCCCGACAGCAGUACAUCCGUUGUUAAGGUAUACCCGUGGAGAAAUGAUGAUGGAGCUUGACUUUGCUCAGAGUCUGUCGGGCGUACGCGUUCAUGGUCAUGAGGGCUGCGUAAACGAGGCAGCAACUAAUCUGCCUCUUCCGUCCCUGGCCAUCGCGCACUCCAUGCUUCCGUAG